AAUACAACCACAGGGACACGCGUAACGCGACAAUGGCGACCUGAAACAUUGGCGUGCGCUUCCUUGCUCCAUAUACUUCUGACAUCUCGCCAGUGUUUACCGUACUCCUUCUGCAUGUUCGUGAAUGUGAAAUACAUUCGUGCUAGCAUAAAAUAUGUGACUGGUGAAAAGGAAUCAUUAAAAACGAGCAACUGCGCGGAUUCAACCGUUGAAGCUAACUAGGCGCACGACAUAAUUCAAUGGUGUUGGUCCCUGCCGAAAAAACGGGAAAGCCAUGUAUACAACGAUAUCUUGCCGAAUAUAAUGCGUUGUGGAGCAGUAGUAAAGACUUAUCAUCAAAAUCUAUUGUGGUGCUGAUAAGGCAUGUUGAAAUAAAGCAAGCCAACGAGGGAGAUGAGCCACAAUAUUGCAGGCAUGCCACCCUUUGCAAGGAUGCCUUUGGGGGGUAUGGGUAUGGGUGUGAAUAUGGGUCCUAGUGGCCCACAUCCUGAAUCUUCUGCUCACCCCCAUCCUCCACCACCGCCACCGUCUGGUGCCAAUCCAAAAAAGAAACGACGUACAAACGCGAAUGUUGCUCAACCAUCUCCGCAACAACCUCCAAUAGUACAGGAUUUACUACCUCCACCUUUAACUGGCUAUGGAGACACAAUAGUAGCAAGUAACCCUUUUGAUGAUACACCGCCGCAAACCACGCAGACGCCAAUGAUGCAUGGUGGACCGCCUCAUAUGCACCCCCAUCAUCCACAUCAUAUAAGUGGACCACCUAUGAGAGGCAUGAGCCCUUUAACUUCUAUAGGUGGAAUGAGUCCUAUGAUGCCUCACAAUAUGGGUAGUAUGAGUCCAAUGGGAAAUUCGCCCAUGACAAAUCAUAUGAAUCACAUGGGAGCAAUGUCUCCUAUGAAUCAUGCACCAAUAGGUGGUAUGAGUCCGAUGAAUAAUAUGGGCCCCAGCAUGCCACCUGGUCCAAUGAAUACCAUGAACAAUCAUAUGAAUAUGAGUCACAUGGGUAAUUCUCAACUUAGCGGCCCACCUAUGGGCAGUCCAAUGAAUAAUAUGAACAGUGGCCCAAUGGGUAGUCCAAUGAAUAACAUGGGACACAGUAUGGGAAGUCCUAUGGGUGGCCCACUGGGAUCUCCUAUGAAUACAAUGGGUGGAUCAAAUCAUAUGCCUAAUGGACCAAUGAAUAUGAACAAUAUUAAUAGCCAUAUACCACCCAAUAGCCCACUGAACGGGCCAUCUAUGAACAGUGUAAACAGUCCACUGGGACACAACGGAUCUCAACCACAUCCGAAUCAUAUGGGAAAUAAUCUUAAUAACUUAGGAAGGCCCAUGAAUGGACCCAUGACCACCAUGAGUUCAAUGGUAUCCAAUAAUAUGAAUAUGAGUGGCCCAAAUCAAAUAAAUAAUAUGAAUAUGGGUGGACCACCAAUGAAUAACAUGUCUAAUAUGAGUAUUAAUCAUCAUAAUCAAAUGAGUCACAUAGCUGGUCCGAUGGGUACAAUGUCUAGUAAUAUAGGCGGAGGUCCACCAAUGGGCCAUCCUAUUAACAUGGGAGGUUCUAUGCCACCUCAUGGUUUUCAAGGUCCACCAGGGAUGGGACCGAAACCAAUGCCAGUUUCUGCAGGAAAGAUAUAUCCUCCAGAUCAGCCAAUGGUGUUUAAUCCACAAAAUCCUAAUGCUCCACCUAUUUAUCCUUGUGGAGUAUGUCACAAAGAAGUGCAUGAUAACGAUCAAGCGAUCCUUUGUGAGUCCGGUUGUAAUUUUUGGUUUCACAGGGGAUGUACAGGAUUAUCGGAAACUGCCUAUCAAUUAUUAACGGCAGAAGUUUAUGCCGAAUGGGUGUGUGAUAAGUGUUUGCAAUCGAAAAAUAUACCUUUGGUUAAAUUUAAACCAUAACACUUCUUGACUCGUCGUAUAUGCGACACACGAGUGACUCUUUGUUAGCGUUUACACCUUGUACACGCACACGUGCGCGUGUAAUUGCACACACAUAAACACAUACAACAUACACUAAUGCACGAGCAAAAUCGUGCAUAUAAUAUAAACAUGCGCCGUUUGUUAAUAUCUUAGCUUUAACUUGUUGAAAUAUUAGGGUAUUGCUAUGAGUCGUAUUGGUGAAUGAGAUGGCAAAAACGACAUAUGUUCAAAAGUUAUAUUAAUUUUUAAGUCUGUUUACGACAAGUCUGUUUACAAAGUAAUUUAUCUUUUAACUUUUGAUAUCGCUGACCCGUUUUCAAUCAACACACUGUCAAGUAUAAAUGAAAUCGGAGUCCAGAAAGCAUAAAAAUUUUAAAAAGAUUUAUAGGUAUUAAAAACUGUACAGUGAUCGGUGAACUUUGUUUGAUCUGUUAUUUUUAAUUGCACUUGAUAAAAAAUUAAAGAAUAAUUAUACAAGAUGCA
Bombus pyrosoma is the source of this 2400-nucleotide messenger RNA. It is a transcript of the gene pygo, whose product is annotated as protein pygopus-like. Lineage: Eukaryota; Metazoa; Arthropoda; Insecta; Hymenoptera; Apidae. The transcript is spliced from 5 exons. The coding region runs from base 394 to 1896 and encodes 500 amino acids. The record is from RefSeq and is a predicted model, not a curated record.